This is a messenger RNA of Lethenteron reissneri (Far Eastern brook lamprey), 2434 nucleotides long. RefSeq names its product epoxide hydrolase 1 (gene EPHX1). Gene Ontology annotation, biological process: epoxide metabolic process. The record is from RefSeq and is a predicted model, not a curated record. Gene Ontology annotation, molecular function: epoxide hydrolase activity. Lineage: Eukaryota; Metazoa; Chordata; Hyperoartia; Petromyzontiformes; Petromyzontidae.
CUGCUCGUCACGUGGGCUGCCUGCUCGUCACGUGGGCUGGCUGCUCGUCACGUGGGCUGCCUGCUCGUCACGUGGGCGCGGAUCGGUGGGUCACGUGGGGCUGAGAGCUGCAGACGGCGCUCGCGUCGCGUUGCAAGGUGAAAGACAUGGCGGCUGGCGUUGUGGUGGCGGUCGUGCUGGUUUCACUGGUGUUCAUUGGGUUGUGGAAGUUGCUGGGAGAUGCUAAGGAAGACAAAGACUUCCUCCCAGAGGGAGAUGGAUGGUGGGGUAAGGGCGAGCCAUCUCAGACUCCUGCUGACGAGACAAUCAGGCCCUUCAAGGUCCCAUACUCACCUGAGACCAUGCAGGAUGUUCGUCGUCGCCUGGCAUCGGUCCGUCUGGCUGAGCCUCUGGAGGGGAGUCGCUUCCACUAUGGCUUUAACUCCACGUACCUGCAGCGAGUGCUUAAGUACUGGGCUGAAGAGUUUGACUGGGAGCGCACGGUAGCAGUGCUGAACAAGUACCCCCAGUAUAUCACCAAUAUUGAAGGGAUUGACGUGCAUUUUGUACACGUACGUCCGUUGGGAGUCCCUGAAAGUACAAAACCCAAAGUGCUCCUCAUGGCACAUGGCUGGCCCGGCUCCUUCUAUGAAUUCUACAAGAUCAUGCCACUGCUGGUUGAGCCGCAGGGCCCUGGUGCCACCGAGGCAUUUGAGGUCAUCUGCCCUUCCAUCCCUGGCUACAGCUUCUCAGAGGCCCCUCAUAAACAAGGGUUUAACGCGUUGUGUGCAGCACGGUUGUUCUGUAAGCUGAUGGAGAGAUUGGGACAUGACAAGUACUAUGUCCAGGGUGGAGAUUGGGGCUCCUUAAUUGGCACCAACAUGGCAAUCAUGCGACCUUGGUGCGUGAAAGGUCUCCACCUGAACUUCGUGACAGUCACAGGAGGCUUGGGACGUUUGCUGCCAUCUGCUGUGCUGGGGCCUUGGAUGCCUGGGCUUUUUGGCCUCACCCCUACUGACAUCAAGAGAGUGUUUCCUUGCACGCAGUUGUUGAAAAACGUCCUCCUUGAAAGCGGAUACAUGCACAUCCAGGGCACUAAACCGGACACCGUUGGGGUUGCGCUCAGCGAUUCCCCUGCUGGUCUGGCUGCUUAUAUGCUGGAGAAGUUCAGCACCUGGACCAAAAGAGAAAACAUGGAUCAGGAGGACGGGGGCCUUGAAACUUUGUUUGAGCUGGAUGAGCUCCUUGUGAUGGUGAUGAUCUACUGGGCGAGUGGCUGCAUCACAUCAUCCAUGCGCUUCUACAAGGAGAACUUUAGCCGCAACAUCUUCAAAAGUAAAGACACACAGAUGCCCGUGUGGGUUCCCACGGGGGUGGCCGCCUUCCCCAACGAGCUCUUGCAUGCCCCGCGCGCAUGGCUGGCCUCCAAGUACCGCAGCAUCGUCUCCUACGAGUACAUGCCGCGCGGCGGCCACUUUGCCGCCUUCGAGCAGCCGCUGCUGCUGGCGGAGGACGUGCGGAGCUUUGUCAAGAAGGUGGAGGAGCUUGCCGUGCCGCUGUGAGUGGCAUGGGAAGGCAGAGCCGCACGAUGGCCCCCACCCUCUGGCAGUGCCACGAGACCCGCAUAGUGCCUUGGUGGAAAUGGUAUAAUUCAAUUGACUUUCGUCUGCACACACUAAUUAAUUAAGGCUGCCAAUCAAAAUAAUGUAUUUUGUUUAGUAUCAAUGUUUACCAUCUUUGUGAGUGCGCUUUAAAACACAAACGGAAAAUGAGAAUAUAUCAGAGCACCACACCUGUUAAAUGAUACUCUGGAGCAGCAAAUAUUGAAUUUUGAGAAAACAUGUCUAUUUAAGGUCACAUUGUCUCGCAUGAGAGCCACAGGCCAGACAUUAUUACAAUCCAUCCUUUAAUUAUACAUAACCUAUAUUAAGAAUCGUAUUAACCUAUCCUGCAUACUCUACACGUUAUUUCUAUAACAUCUAUAUAUUAGUGAAACUUAUCCAUGGGGAUACAGUGUAACUCGAUUCAAUUCGUGAAAGUAACUCGUGUGCAAGGACACCCACUGAUAAACGUGGAUUACAGGAGUGCUCAAUCGGCAGUUUCUUCCCUUUUAUCUGUGCUGUUUUGGUGAGAUGAUCAUUAGCAGGCAAAUGAGUGUGCCUUGGUCAGAAUCGUUCCUCUCCAUGGAAUAUAACCACUGGAAGGUAAUGAUGCGGUUCUCAUCAUUCGUGUCUCCAACUAUCCGUCGCAGCGCUGCACUGGUUACCACUGAUACAUAUUGCUUGCACGAUUUGGCAGCAGAAUUUUGCUCGUUAACAUUGUUGAAACCACACUAACAUGCAGGACUUACAUGUGGUCUAAUGUAACAUUAUUUUUUGGUGUUGUGCAUCCCUGACUGCUCUGGAUGUUUAGUUAUUUAGCCAUGAAGCUUAAUUGAAUAAAAUGGAAAAAGUUA